Molecule: messenger RNA, 591 nt
Organism: Ambispora leptoticha
Lineage: Eukaryota; Fungi; Glomeromycota; Glomeromycetes; Archaeosporales; Ambisporaceae
Source: the annotation of a GenBank genome assembly
AUAUUGGAAACGUUUCAAUGAUAAAAAGCUGGAUUGUGAACUGGUCUACUCCGAGUUCUCUAUUAUUAAGGGAUCGAAGCCCGAAGGAAAGUAUUUAUCAAGGGAAGAGUAUCAGACCAUAAGCACUAAAAAAUAUCCUGUAUUUUGCCACAACCGGGAUAAAAUUUACGACUUAUUUCAGCGAUAUGAAAAAAUGAAAACGCUUAAUGGUGAUUAUGACUUGAUAGAUCGAACGAUAGCCAUCUUACGUUGCGCCAUGAAAAAUAUAUUCAGAGGUUCGCCCAUUCAUGAAGUAUACAUUGAUGAAUGUCAAGACAACCAGAUCGUUGAUUUUGGCCUUAUCUUGAAAAUCUUUGAUCGCGCUGAUAGCAUUUUUUUGGCCGGAGAUAUAGCACAAUGUAUAUCCAAAGGCUCUUCUUUUCGAUUUCAGGAUAUACGCGCCUUGAUGUAUAAAUGGGAACUCGAGCGAAUUCAAACUAAUAGUAUCUUUCGUAAUACUACAAAACCAAACCAAUUCGAGUUAAACGUUAACUACCGUUCUCAUAAUGGAAUCCUUCGACUUGCUGCAUCAAUAAUUGAUCUCAUUUUGGA